Drosophila busckii is the source of this 3166-nucleotide messenger RNA. RefSeq lists its product as uncharacterized. The coding region runs from base 1 to 2625 and encodes 874 amino acids. Lineage: Eukaryota; Metazoa; Arthropoda; Insecta; Diptera; Drosophilidae. The transcript has 6 exons. The record is from RefSeq and is a predicted model, not a curated record.
AUGGAGGUGCUGGAGGAGGGCAAUUUAAUGGACCGCGUGCCCAUUUUGCUGCAACGCGACUUGGAGUUCUAUCAGACGCAUCAGCGUGUACUGCAGGAACCCAUCUGUCCGGGAGUGGUGGGCGGUAAGCUGGACUUUCCGCGUUAUGCAUCGUUUGCUUCCAUUAAACUGAUACGCUGGUGGGAGGAUGAAUACUUUGCUUCCUAUCGCAAACACUCGGGACUGCUGCAUACGGAGAAGGAGCUCAACGAAGGCGACUUUAGCAGCGUGACUGUAAAGACUUCAGAUCCGGACAAGUUUGUUAAUCUUGUUACCAAGUCGGCGGAUUUACUUUUAGAGCACAUACAUCACCUUUCGCAAGAGUCUCUCGAUCAUGCUGAUCUCACCGUGCUUACGGCCACCAUUGGCGCCGCCGCCUUGGUGAAGAACUCGCUCAGCAUUUAUAUGCAGGUGGCGACCACCACUAUAUGCCCUCCAAAGGGGGACGAAAAGGGCGGCGCGCUCAAGCUCAGCUUCAAGCAGUACGCACAGAUGGCGGAGGCGCUGGCGGAGCGUUUGCUGGAUCUGCACUGCCGGCUGCUGCUGCUGUACAUCAUACAGGACGCCGAUUGCCUGCACUGGGAGGACACGCAGCCGUUCUUCGAGUCGGAGCGUGGCUCCUAUACGGUGCAGAUGUGGUGGCACUACAUGCGCGGCACCCAGGCUGAUCUUUGGAACUCUGUGCCGCCAAAGAUGGCGCAAAAGAUAUUCGCGGGCAUGAUCAAUGAGACGCUGAGCGUGCUCACGGUGCGCUAUACGCAAAUCGUUACCAGCGUGGCGCGUGCUCAGCUGCAUCUGGUGGACAUUUGCAAUCUGCUGCUCUGCAUCGCCCAGUUGCUGCCCCACGUCUGCGAGAGCGGCGAGGCGUAUGCGGGUCUCCAGCUGAGCAAUCAGAGCGUCAUUGUGCGGGACAUACACGCCAAGUGCCGUGAGUUGUUCUAUUGUUUACUCCUGCGUGGUGCGCCCCUUGGCGUGCUCUCCAAGGUCUUUCGCAAGGGUCUGGAUAACAUGGAGCUGUUUAGCUCGCGUCAUGGUUUGCCGAGUGCCUGGAUUAUAUUUGCACUGCCACGCUACUUUCCCAAGGAGCAGUCCUGCCAGUGGGUCACCGAGUACUCCGAUCUAAGCACUGCGACUGCCAUAUCACUGGAUCUGCGUGUACUUCUCGCCUUUCCCGAGGCGCAUUGGUCGUUCCUCUUAAAGAUUCUGCUGAUGCGCGAUGCUUACCUUACUGCCAUUAUUAUGCGCCAUCUACUGCAGCACUUGCCCUCCUCGGAGAACUUUAAGAACGUCGCCAAGCAUUCGUUUACCAGCGCUGAAGGCGGCGCCUUAAAGUGUGAAGCGUUUCUCUGUCGUGGCGAGUGCUUUAAUGUCAGCGAGUCCAUAGCGGCGGAUAUAGAUCCCGUUGGCCAAGCCAACUAUCAGAUAGUUCUAUCGCUUACCUAUCUUAUUGUGGCCGUGGGCAAGGCUGUGGAUAUCAAGUGUUGUCUCAUUAAAACGCUGGAGGAGCACGCCGUAAGCGGUUGGAGCGACUGUCUGGACAAGCGUCAAGUGUGGAAUCAAAAGCGCACGCCUUGGCUGGAGGCGAUUAUGCAUUUUGUUUACCCCGUGCUCGACUGCGUGGUGGAGAUGCUCAUCAAUGCGGUGGAGAAUGGCGCCAGCAUGUAUCAGGCCAUGUCGCUGGCCUUAACCUGUGUCUCUGAAAUAUGGGAUUGCAUGCCUGAGGGAUUGUACAAGAUAACAGCACUGCUGCAGGAUAUAAUACCCGUGUCCACGCGUCCGUUGGGCGAUUCCGUGCUGCUCCAGGUGGUUUUCGCUGCGCUCUACACGGAGCUCAUCAAGACAGCCGAGCGGCAUGAGCAAGCCAAGCUGGACGAAAAGGCGGCUGUUUGUUAUGCUCUGUCUGAAGCCAUUUGCUCCAUUGACGAGGACGACAAGCACACGGAUCAGAUUGAUUUGUUUCUGAAGCAGGCCAAGGAGAGCAUUAAUCUGGACACGGAUUUCGGCAGCAGCUGUGGACGUGGCGCUGGCGGCAUGAGUGCCGUGAGCACCAUUAAAAUAGAUGACUUGACCAAUGCAGAGUCGGAGCGCUUGAGUCACAGUCCGCCGGCCAACUAUGCCAUGGAGUUGGAUGUAGGCACCGCUGAUUAUAUAGCCGAGGUGCUUGCCAGCGAUGUGCUGACCACCAACAUAGGCAAGCAGGCGCUUAAGGUAAUUUACAAUUACCUAAAGUUCAACAAGGAUUGGCUGCUGGAGCAACUGGGCACGGCUGAUCAUGAGCCGAGUCCCUUUCAGGGCGUGUUGGGGCAGAACAUUAAGGAGACCAAGACAACGGUACUCAAGUCUAUGUUCUUCAUUGGCAAUACGCCUUUCGAUCAGCUACUGACUGGCUCAUUGAAGAUUGACUACGUGAGUUGGCUGCAGAUGCCAUUGUCCUUGAAUCCCGAACGCACCUGGCUGCACUUAAUGCGUCGUUGCGACUUUCAGGAGAAUACCAAGCUAGCGCUGCCUGAGGUGGCCAUGGUGGCUGGCAUCAGCAAGAUAAUGAAGCGUUCUGCUAACAAAUCGACCCGCAAGGCGGCUCAUUAGCGUUGCGCAUACGCCGCGCUGUCAUUAAUGUCGCUUAAUGCAAACAGCACAAACGCUUCUUAGACGCGCACCAAGCAAAUGCCGUAGACAGACCUGUAGACCUCAGAAAAAAGAAUGAACUUGCUCCCCAGCCAUUCCUGUGUUUAAUGUGUCAAGUGUGCGGCUGGCUCGGAGAGCUCGGGGUUGAGUAGAUUGUUUGGCUAAAUGGCGGCGGGCAUUGUCACUGCCGAAAAUAUUUUUGUACACAUUUUGCGUAGAUUGCCAAGCUGCUGCUCCGCUUUCAUAUUACCCUUACUGCUCGUCCCCCCUGCUAGUUAUGAAAAUUACUGAAACGACGCCAACAAACAUACCACGUUGAAAAGUGGAGCUGGGAAUAGCGCAAAGGACGCAGCCAAGCCACUGCCAUGGAAAACACACCAGCAGCAACAAUAGCACCAACAACAACAACAACAACAACAACAACAGCACCAUGAACUACAACGUGACAAAUAAGAACAAACUAGCAAUCCCAUUAUAGUGCGGCUAUCAAGACUUAGGUCAU